AUGCAGGCUUUCACCAAAUAUGUAAUUUUUUCUUCGGUUUUCAAUCCUGGUAUAUUCGGUUCAUCCAUUCGUCGAAUGAGUAUGACGUCUCAUUUCUCUACCCGCCGCCGUUACUCACAUAAUUCAACUCCUUCAAAGAGCCAAAUCGAUAACAUUGUGGAACUACUGAAAAAUCUCGAAAAUAUUGGAAUUCUGGAUAAGCGAUUGCACAACGAGAUUAGAAGACAUAUCCAACAAAAUAAUACUGUGAUAUCUGACGGAGACGAUGGUAUGAUUGGAGCUUGCUACAAGGAUCUGCUGCCAUUAACUGAUUUGAAAGCACAUUUAAUCCACAAUGAAGACAGUAAAGUAAAGUAUCUCUCGGAAGAUGUUCUAGACACUAUGAAAGAUAAGAAUUAUUCGAUAUUGGCACUUUUGGUCAAACUCAAAUUGAUUUAUAGUCAUUUUUUAACAGACGACAAUUUGUUAAGCGACGGUUGCGAAAAAACGUUGGAAGAACAAAUGUAUUCUCCUGAGCAGAAGGAAGAAAAUCUUUUGAAUGAAUUGCUGAACGCACCAUUAAAUGACAUUGAACAUUUUCUUAAAGAAAGUGGAAAAAACUUUGACGCGUUUUACACCAUAGAAAAUGUCAAUGGUCUGAAGCAUCGCAUUUCUCAUCCUGUUGUAGAUUCAUCGAUACAGGCACAAUGUGUGAUAGAUGAGAUAUGCGAAUAUAUUAACAAUUCGUUAACAAAAAAGUAUUCUCCAUUGACGUCAACCGAAAUAGUCACCUAUAUAGCGGAUCAAUAUUGCUCCGAAGUCACAUUUCAGUAUAGAUAUUUAUUGCAAAAGUUUAUUGAGAGCAAACCGGAGAAAUUCACAUUGGCCAAUUUUUAUCGAGUUGCAAAGAUCCAACCCAUCUUUUCGGCAGAACUUGAAAAACGAUUGGAAAAUCUCUUCAAACAUUACUGCGACAUGGUCUCGCAAGCUUUGCAAACUGUUCAAUAUAAGCAAGAAGAUAUUCGUCAACAGUCUGUUGAGCAUUCUUCGUACGACAACGACUCGGUUAAUUCUGAGUCACAAUCUGGUAAUGGCGAUGGCUAUCAGCAUGAUUUAUGGCGCGAUCCACCUCGACGAAUAUUUCUUCUGUCUCGUUUUUAUUCGCUGUAUCAUUGCAUUGCCUCAAAUCAACCUGUAUUUUACAGCCAACGAAAAGCAAAUUGGCUUAUCGAAAUUAUUUUUUCGUAUAAGACAGUUUCGACAUGUUUCACUUGCAUUCGAAAUAAUAUGUUGAUGACAGUCUCCUUGGCUGUAGUUUCAAAUGAAAUUUGUGUUUAUUUGCUCGAAGUACAAACCGUUGAACUGUUACAAACUGAAUCGAUAUAG
Adineta ricciae is the source of this 1365-nucleotide messenger RNA. NCBI's taxonomy places the organism in Eukaryota, Metazoa, Rotifera, Eurotatoria, Adinetida, Adinetidae. The record is from the annotation of a GenBank genome assembly.